Oncorhynchus mykiss (rainbow trout) is the source of this 5223-nucleotide messenger RNA. Its product is annotated as sodium/potassium-transporting ATPase subunit beta-2. Gene Ontology annotation, biological process: intracellular potassium ion homeostasis; intracellular sodium ion homeostasis; sodium ion export across plasma membrane. The record is from RefSeq and is a predicted model, not a curated record. Gene Ontology annotation, molecular function: ATPase activator activity. Gene Ontology annotation, cellular component: sodium:potassium-exchanging ATPase complex. NCBI's taxonomy places the organism in Eukaryota, Metazoa, Chordata, Actinopteri, Salmoniformes, Salmonidae.
AGACAGAGGCUGGUAGAGAGAGAGAGAGAGAGAGAGAGAGAGAACGCUUUACCGCAGUAUCACUACAUUUCUGCAUCACUCAUCAAAACUCUGCGGCAUGCUAACUAGAUCUGGGGGAGGGCUGAUACCGGGUUUGUGCUGAGUGUAGUGUCAACACCACCGUCGUUUAGUAUAGAUUGACUGUAAUUAGAUACAGUAGCACGGAGCCGCCGGAUUGUUCAUCCUUUUCUUUCAAACAGCUCGUCAUUUGUGCGCUCGCUAACGACUUUCUGCAUCCUAUCAGAGUAAAACAUUUCACAUCUCACCAAAACGCCUAUUACAUUAGGUUAUAACGCCCGGUAACAGUCCGUGGAUUAAACAAAUUUAGCAAAAUGGCAAAGGAUGCUGAGAAGAGCACUUGGAAGGACUUCAUAUGGAACUCCAGGACCCGAGAAUUUUGUGGCAGGACAGGGAGCAGCUGGGGCCUCAUCCUGCUCUUCUACCUAGUGUUCUACAUCUUCCUAGCAGGCAUGUUCUGCCUCACCAUGUAUGUCAUGCUGCAGACCUUGGAUGACUACAAACCCACCUGGCAGGACAGGCUUGGCACACCAGGCAUGAUGAUCAGACCCAGGGGACAGGCAAUGGAGAUCUCCUACAACACCACCAACACUGAGACCUGGGACAUGUACAUCAAGACACUGGACAACUUCCUCUCCCCCUACAACAACUCUCUGCAGGCUGAGAAGAAUGAAGAGUGCACACCGGACCAGUAUUUUAUUCAGGCAGACAGUGGUGAUGUGAAGAACAACCCCAAGCGCUCCUGCCAGUUCAACCGCACCUUUCUAGAAAAAUGCUCUGGCCUUGAUGACCAUACCUAUGGAUACCAGGCUGGCAAACCAUGCAUCAUCAUCAAGCUGAACCGGGUCAUUGGGAUGUUGCCAGGAAAGGAUGGCCAGGCUCCAUUUGUCACCUGUGGAGCGAAGAAAGAAGACUCUGAUAAGAUUGGAGAGGUGGAGUACUACCCUGAAAAUGGCACCUUCAACCUCAUGUACUACCCUUACUAUGGCAAGAAAGCUCAGGUGAACUACUCCCAGCCGCUGGUUGCCAUCAAGUUCCUCAACAUAACCCUCAAUGAAGACAUCAACAUCGAGUGCAGGAUCAUCUCCAACAACAUUCCUCCUGGGAGUGUAAGAGACAAGUUUGCGGGGAAAGUGUCUUUCAAACUGAGGAUCAACACUAAAGGCUAGAUGUACAUUCUCUCUCACUAACAUGUCCACCCACCUCUACCUUCUGUACACAGGUACACACACACACACACACACACACACACACACACACACACACACACACACACACACACAUACACACAUACAGAGACAGAAUUAACACCCUCCGUUUGUCGAAUAGAAUAUGUUUACAACUUCAAUUUACCCUAGAUGUCGGGCAUUGUAUGUCCAGUGGAGUGAUGAUGUCAGAAUGGUGGAGUUAAACGGGUGGUAAUUCUGUCUCUGUUUCUGUGUGUGAGCUUUGAUUCUUUUCUGUAAAUUAGUUUGAGGUGAAGUCUGUUUAUACUGCAUGACUAACUAGGGGAUAUAGUGGACAUAAACAUGAAUGAUUUCAAAGUUUGCAAGGAGAAGCAACGCCUCUUACCAGUUUACUGUUGCUCCUUCAUCUCUGCCUCCCUAUAGAGUGCCCCUCUAUAUACAAAUAUACACAAAAUACAAUACAACCGUGUAUAUCUAUUUAUAUAUCAUAACCUUAUAUCAGUAUGUCUAUUUUGUUGCGCUUAAAAAAUAAUCCAACAGCUAAAACAUACGAUGAAAAAACAUAUUUUUGUGGAUGAAGGGAGAGAUGGAGACAUUUUGCAUGUGUGUACUGUCUUUAGUGCCCUAAGAAGGCGGGAGGCCCCAUGUCUCAGCUCUCUGCUCUGCUAUGUGGGAAUUAUAAACGAGGCUAUGUUAAACUGCUGGCCACCAGGAGGGACCACGCUGCACUCUGCAGUGAUCAUCCAAUUUAACCCAUAAGAAGAUAGCAUCUCCAACAUGGGGAGCUACAGAGGUCAAGACCUUUGAGUCUGUGUGUGCGUGUGUAUGUUUGUAUGUGUGUGAGUAUGUACUGUACAUUUAAUUUGUAUGACCAAAUUCCAUUUGCAAGACAGAAUGCAUACUGUAGGUCGGGAAGAUGCAUAUGCAACGUGCAAUAUCAAUUAAGAAUGACACAUCAUGCACAUUAUACACAUUCAACAGGACUCUUUUGUCAUAAACACUUGAAUUGCACAUGGUCAUAAAUCGGAUUAGGCUUCCAUAACAUGAAUAUACACUUCAUUGUCCUUACAUGGUUUAUGUUCACAUCGGUGUUCCUACAGCUCAAGGCUUAGGGCUAGUUUGUUUGUUCAUAGUUUUUUGCAUGUGCAUCGCAUCUAUUGACAUGCUCGUAUACAUAUAAGAAAGAGAUGCUGUUCUUCUAUUUUGUAUUGAUUUGCACUGGUUUGUGUUUUUCUUGUGAAGAGGAGAUGCUUAUGGUUCUGUGGAGAAGGAAAAAUAGAGAGUUUGUUUUGUUUCUACGUUUGUUGAAAUGUAUAUUCAAACAUGUGGUACCAUUUUAAUCAGUUGUACAUGAUUUGUUACUGCUGUAAUAGUGCAUCUCAGUUUGAAGGCUGUCUCCAACAUCUGAUUACAUUGGCCAGAAUGUCUGUACGGCUGGUUUGGUGAUAACGGUAAUCUGUUUGAUUUAUUUUUAUUUUGGUAGGAAUCUCUACCAUUACAUUGCUUUAAAAAGGGUGCAACAGACCAACCAACCUUGUAGUUGGAGGGUGUACUAUAACUAAAAGCAGCUACAGUUGAGCAUGUGCAAGAGAGUUUAUGAACUUGCUCUAGAAUGAUGGUCAAUGUGCUGGCGCACAGAUGCCCUGGAUGUGCUGCUGACUUGGGGCUGGAUUCAAUCCGUAACGCUAAACUUCGGCAUACAGAUUGAAUCCAGCCCUUGAUUCUGUACACAUAAUGAGAAAAACCAGUUGAGGAAUCUAUGGAUCUGAGCGAGUGCUGCUGAACACUGGCUGUGACAUUGUGGCAAUGUGACUCUGAUCCUUCUUCAACGUCAUAGCGACACUUUUAGAACUCGAGCAUCUGUUCACUCAGCUUAAGGGUUGGGUUGACUUUUAGGACCUUUCUUCGCUCAGUCAGUAUAAGGUGUAUAUCAAUCAAUUUUCCUUCAUUUUGGUUGAAGUUGCACCUCAGUAAUAUCAUCAUCAUGAACACUUGACAGUAUAACAAUAAUCAGUAUAUAAAUAAUCUGUUUAGUUUGAUAGCUGUAUAAUACACGUUGAGGAUGACUACACAAAGUCAAUUGACUCCAUGCUAAACAUCCAUGUUGCGUGUGGCCUACCAAUAAUCCUUGUUUUUGACAUUGUGAGACAAUGGAGUGAACAGUGCUAUUUCCUCGUUAGCAUUCCUCCUCCACUCAGUCUGUUUCGCAUGCUGAGAUUUCACUGUAAUCUCUUAAUCUGGUCAGAUAAUCUAGAGCAGGUACUUUAUUCUCUCUUUGUAGUUCCUCCUUCCUGUGUCAACCCCCUCCUUCUCUCUUUUGUCCACACACACACACACACACACACACACACACACACACACACACACACACACACACACACACACACACACACACACACACACACACACACACACACACACACACACACACACAGAAUCAUCCACCCUUUCUGUUAAAAGAUGUCAGGUGAGGAAUGACUGUGCUUGGUUCCACAGUUCCUUUAAGGUCUAUAUUAUUAUUAUCAUGGUUUUAUCCAUGUGACCCAUGUAUUGCCAUGUUGUAUCACAAGAUGUUUUGUCCCAUGAGCCCAUUCCAUUCACAAUUCAAUCUACAAGUAAAUGUGUAUCCAUGGUGUGUGUAGCCACACAAAUACAUAUAUGUGGAUAUAUUCCAAUUGUAAAAUUAAUGCUUUCCUUUUCUGCCCACAAAAAAGUAGUCCUGCCACAUUCCCUCCAACCAAAGAUAUUCAUGAUCAUUUUAACAGUAUGAAAUAAUCGUGCUGCAUCUACAGACCACAGAUCUCUAAGAGAAAGGGUUUAAUUUAUGAAGGAUGAAGGAAGUCCUAUUCUUCUAUAAUGCUACGCACAGAAGGAGCAGGUGUCACUAAAUAACAACAGUGCCUCCUGGUGGGUGGACAGAUGUGUUGUUCCCCAAUAUCGCCGAAUGUUAUUUAAUGUUGUCUCCAUAUAUCCGUUUUUAUAUGAUCAUUUGGAGAUGUCUUCAAAAAGCAAUAUAUUCAUUUCCUGUGUUGCUGAUGAUGUUUUUAUUCUUGGAAUGGCUGUAACAUGUUUAUAGUAGCAUUAAUCAUCAUGAGCGUGAGGAAGAAGACAGAAAGAACGUGUAAAUAUUAUGUUCACAAAUAGAUAUACAGUUAUAUGUCUGCCAAUGCACAUCUUCAAGAUUGAACAAUAGAAACACUUAACAGUUUUGUUUUCAAAAGAGAUCAAGUAUUUUUAUUGUUAUUUUGUUGUAAAGAGGAGAUUAUGUAUUAGCUUUGGAUUGUAAGAAGACAGGGGUGCUACCUGGUAGGUGUUUGACCUGUAAACUCUUGACUCUGGUUGAACACAUACCAAGUAUGGUUGAAUGUAGAACACGUUUCUUUUUUGGUUACCAUCUUUCUCUAUUUUGUUUUCAACCUUGCAGUAUGGAAUGUUUGCAAUGAUGAGAGCUCCACUCUUUCUCAGUCAUUGUCUACUGGAUACUCUUUCAGAUGAACAGUGCAUGUCUUUAUAUGGGCCACAGUAUGAUGAGAUGAAGGAGGGUAUCAUCUUGGUUUGAUCAGUUACACUGAUUCAACAGAAAGCUGCAUAUUUACAGUAACUGCAAUGGAUUUAUCCUCAAACAGCACAAUACUCGCCUGUGACCACUGCAUGUGGCAAACUAGUGUGAACUACCUAUUUGUUUCAAACUCACUUCUGAAGCAGCAAGACACAGCUUUUCACAAAGGUCCACCCUGAAAAGAUUAGCAAACGUAUCCCUGAUUUAAGACUAUCUUGAAUCAGACAGAUAAUUCAAAAUGAUCUAAGGCAGAAAUCCUUUGAAACACAUUGGGAUAGUCUCACCAAAAAAUGAAAAUGGCUGAUAAUUCUAUUUUCUUUGGAUCUUUUUUUGCUGUUAUUGUAUUUAUAUAUAUUUUUUGCUCAUGUUCGUUGUAAAAAAUGAUAGAGAAAUCAAUAAACGUGAUUGAAAGAAACACAA